Messenger RNA from Akanthomyces muscarius, 333 nucleotides. RefSeq lists its product as uncharacterized. NCBI's taxonomy places the organism in Eukaryota, Fungi, Ascomycota, Sordariomycetes, Hypocreales, Cordycipitaceae. Gene Ontology annotation, biological process: mRNA splicing, via spliceosome. Bases 1 to 333 code for a protein of 110 amino acids. The transcript is spliced from 3 exons. The record is from RefSeq and is a predicted model, not a curated record. Gene Ontology annotation, cellular component: catalytic step 2 spliceosome; precatalytic spliceosome; U2 snRNP.
AUGUCGCGCCAUCACCCCGAUCUCGUCAUGUGCCGCAAGCAGCCCGGCAUCGCCAUCGGGCGCCUCUGCGACAAGUGCGACGGCAAGUGCCCCGUGUGCGACUCGUACGUCCGGCCGACGACCCUCGUGCGCAUCUGCGACGAGUGCAGCUUCGGCAACUACCAGAACAAGUGCGUCGUCUGCGGCGGCGAGGGCAUCUCGGAUGCCUUCUACUGCUUCGAAUGCACGCGGCUCGAAAAGGACCGCGAUGGUUGCCCCAAGAUUAUCAACCUGGGCAGUUCGAGAACAGAUUUGUUCUACCAGAAAAAGACGAAUCGUCAACCGAAUUAUUAA